Paramuricea clavata is the source of this 1129-nucleotide messenger RNA. The record is from the annotation of a GenBank genome assembly. NCBI's taxonomy places the organism in Eukaryota, Metazoa, Cnidaria, Anthozoa, Malacalcyonacea, Plexauridae.
AUAAUGCAUUUGACUAAUCACAGGUGGAGCGGGAGGAGCUGGUGGAUCUCCAAAUAUGGCGGAUGUUUUGCAGGAUCCCGAAAUCAUGGGAUAUUUACAGGUUUGUAAUUUUUGAGUUUGUUUUUAUAACAGCUUUAUUCUCGUGUCUUUGGGGCUUUUUAAUUAGUUUUGCCGCUGGUACUUUUCGCUAGUCCCUUGGUCACAGAACCCUGUUUCAACUUUAAUGGUUCAGCAAUGUAAUAAAAGUGGAAAUUUGAAUAAAGUACAGUACAGUAAAGUACAAUAAAGUAUACUAUGUUCAUACCUUUAAUCAAUGCAGGAAUAAAAGAAAGCGUCGGAUUGAUAGCGAUGCAACUACCUGAAAAAUACAAGGAAACGUACAGAAUGAUACAUUUUGAUACAUAUUAUUUCUUAUUCAAUUUACCAUGUAGGACCCAGAAGUGCAAGCAGCUUUACAGGAUAUUAUGUCCAACCCUGGUAACAUGAGCAAGUAUCAAGGCAAUCCAAAAGUUGUCAAAGUUUUUGAAAAGCUGAAUUCCAAAUUUGGUCGUUAACUGCUUUUGAACAGGGAUUAUACAAUGAAAGUCUUUCUCCUGCAUGAUUUUAGUCAAUAGCCAUGAAAAUUAUUAUAUAUGCACAAUAUCACAUCUCCUGUAUGUGUAAAACCUACCUCAUAUCGUGAGAAACACACGCCCAAUUUACACUAUGGCGAUUUUUGCUUUGACAAGAUUACUUUCGAGUUAUGAAUUUUGAGACAUGCUAUGGAAUUAUUUUGAGUAGAAAUCGAGCCUUCAGUUUACCACGCUGGCCGCUUCUUUGUCAAAGCAAAAUUCGCAAGACUGAAGUAUAGACCGACCUUAGGUUAUAUAUUAAUGCAUGAUUUAUCAGAUACUAAUAUUAUAAUGCGUGAUCAAUUAGUACUUUUAGGAUAGGUUUUAUGAAACUUAAAUUAGAUUUUGUGACGAUGCUUUCAAGAUUGCCUAUAUGCUCUUGAUUGAUUCGCUUUGCUGUGCACGAUGUGUAAACUCGUGCGAAUUUGCUGAAAACGGAAAUAAAAUAAAUAAAUUUUUCUUCUUGUAUUGAUUUUUUAUAUAAUUAUCUGACUAAUACAAAGCUAAUACAGCUAUUC